AGGCGCGCUGGCUGUCCCAGACAAGUCGGCCUCGGCUGACGUCAGGACGCCUCGCGGGUUCUAGCCCCCCGCCCCGGCCCCCGAGUCCCGCGCGGGCCGGGCGGGGGCGGGGCGUCGGCCAGCUGAGCUAUCCCGUCCGACCGCGCCAGUUUGAAUGAAAGCUCCUCAAGAUGGCGGCGGCCGGGGCCGAGGCGCGAGGAGCUUGGUGUGUGCCUUGCCUAGUUUCACUUGAUACUCUUCAGGAAUUAUGUAGAAAAGAAAAGCUCACAUGUAAAUCGAUUGGAAUCACCAAAAGGAAUCUAAACAAUUAUGAGGUGGAAUACUUGUGUGACUACAAGGUAGUAAAGGAUAUGGAAUAUUAUCUUGUAAAAUGGAAAGGAUGGCCAGAUUCUACAAAUACUUGGGAACCUUUGCAAAAUCUCAAGUGCCCAUUACUACUUCAACAAUUCUGUAAUGACAAGCAUAAUUAUUUAUCUCAGGUAAAGAAAGGCAAAGCAAUAACUCUAAAGGAAAAUCACAGAGCUUUGAAACCUGCCAUUGCUGAGUACAUUGUAAAGAAGGCUAAACAAAGGAUAGCUCUGCAGAGGUGGCAGGACGAACUCAACAGAAGGAAGAAUCACAAAGGAAUGAUUUUUGUUGAAAAUACUGUGGACUUAGAGGGCCCACCUUCAGACUUCUACUACAUUAAUGAGUACAAACCAGCUCCGGGAAUCAGCUUAGUCAAUGAAGCCACCUUUGGUUGUUCAUGCACAGAUUGCUUCCAUGAGAAAUGUUGUCCUGCUGAAGCUGGAGUUCUUUUGGCAUAUAAUAAAAACCAACAAAUUAAAAUUCCACCAGGUACCCCCAUAUAUGAAUGCAACUCGAGGUGUCAGUGUGGACCUGAUUGUCCCAAUAGGAUUGUACAAAAAGGCACACAGUAUUCACUGUGCAUCUUUCGAACUAGCAAUGGCUGUGGCUGGGGUGUGAAAACCCUCGUGAAGAUUAAAAGAAUGAGUUUCGUUAUGGAAUAUGUUGGAGAGGUAAUCACAAGUGAAGAAGCUGAAAGACGGGGGCAGUUAUAUGACAACAAAGGAAUCACAUACCUCUUUGAUCUGGAUUAUGAGUCUGAUGAAUUCACAGUGGAUGCAGCUCGAUAUGGAAAUGUGUCUCAUUUUGUCAAUCACAGUUGUGACCCAAAUCUUCAGGUGUUCAAUGUUUUCAUUGAUAACCUCGAUACCCGUCUUCCCCGAAUAGCAUUAUUUUCCACAAGAACCAUAAAUGCUGGAGAAGAGCUCACUUUUGAUUAUCAAAUGAAAGGUUCUGGAGAUAUAUCUUCAGAUUCUAUUGACCACAGCCCAGCCAAAAAGAGGGCCAGAACUGUGUGCAAAUGUGGAGCUGUGACUUGCAGAGGUUACCUCAACUGAAUUUUCAGGAAAUAGAGCUGAAGAUGAUUGUAGUUUUUUUUCUAAUGUUAACAUUUUAAAAAAUAAGUAUUUGGGACUUUUUUCACAUUAUCAAGAUUAUACACUAUGUUAAUUUACAAUUCAUGUUUCACACGAUUGGCCAAAUGCAUUACUGAUGUUUCUGAAGAGAGGAACACAAGGUCACAUAGACUAAUUUGAAAUAUACAUAUUCAGUGGUUAGAUGCCAAAUAUGAAAGGAUUAUAGAUUAGCAUAUAUACACUUAAAAGGUCUGUGUGAAUAGCAAAUGCCUCCUUCAAUGUUUAAGUGUUAAACUGAUAAUGUAAGAGUCACUAAGAUGAAACAUCGAACUUGCCAUACAUCUUGAAUUUAGAGAAAUAGAGUUAAUUCAUUUUGGGCAAAUAUACAAGCUCUAUUUUUGUUAUUAUGUUGUCAUUCCUGUUUAUCUACUUACUACUCAUUGUUCUUGUAUUUGAGACAAAUAAGUUAUACUGAAUUAUACUCUAUUUUCUACUUUCAUUAAAACAUUGGGAUCUUAAUAUACAGAAAUUUAAGUUCUAUAAUUAAAUGUAAAAAAAUUUUAAUUACAGCUUGAUUUCAUAUUUUGAAAGACUCAAGACCACUAGGAGGGAUGGUUGUCUGAACCAGUAAUUCUUAAAGAUUUUUUAAUCCUGUAUAAGAAAAAUAUCCAAAAUGUCCUCCCUAAAAUUCUGGGACACCUGGCUAUUACGCUUCUUUGAAAGGAUGAGGCGGUGGGACCAGGAGGGUUUUUUUGGAGUGCCAGGCAGGGGAAAUGGAGCACUUGAAGGGCCCUCUUGAUAAGAUGAAUUAGGAGGUCCAUGCUGAGUACCUCUGGUCUCCACAGUAAAAUAGGAUUGUCCCUGAGAGCAGCUGCAUCUAGUGGUAAUGUUUUUCAUGAUAAUUAACAUCUGAAUUUCAGGCAGUUUUAACAUUUCCCUUCCACCAGAUGUAAUUAUUUUUAUAUUUCCUACAAGCCCUUCUUAAGAAGUAAUCUAUAUUUUGAACUGAUACUUCCUUUAUAUAUGAAUUUUUUCAGUGUGAUAAAGCUAAACUUGGCUUGGCCAAAGUGUGUGUCUGAAUUAUAAGACCAUUUAUUACUUGAACUUUUAAGACUGAAAUGAAAUAUUUUCAUUUUUGUGAGUUUCCUGUUGUUUUGUUCUUUUUUUUUUUUUUUUUCCCUACGUAGUGAAACCUCAGCCGGAUAAAACUGCAUUUUCAUCUCUUUCUGAUCCUGGGAUUUCUAAUCAUGGUGUCCAAAAUGAAGGUGAAUGUAGCAGAUAAGUCUAGCUUAUGUUAUUCCUAAUAAAAGAUGUGCCUAAGCUCACUGACCAGGGCUUUAAUGACCUACAGUAAGCUUGGGUAAAACUGAACUGACCUCAAGAAUGCAGCACUUCACAUCUUCAUAAUCCCUAACUCUUAUUUUGGGAGAAGCUCCACUUUGUUAUAUUGCUAUCAGAGAGGACUUUGCUGUUUCAUAAUAUAGGGUACACUGUUCACAUGUUUGGAACUUCAGAGUAUAUCUGCUUACCAAAAUUUGCAGAUGUCAAGGGAAAAAAAAUAUUUUUUAGUGCCAUUUGUUUUUCUUUAUGAAAAAAUAGUCAUGAGAUGUCAGUAGUUUAAAAAAGCGUCAGAUAUUACAGGCUUCUCCCAGUGGCCAAACUUACUUUGAAUUAUCAUUUUGAUGGGUUCAAAGAUGUAACAUUGUUGUUAAAAAGUCAGUGUUUUAAUGUCUAGUUAUUUGAUGUAGUCUACACAUGGUGUUAAAAAAUGUAAUACUGGGAGUUCUCUGUUGGUUCAGUGGGUUAAGGAUCUGGCAUUGUCCUUGCAGCAGCUCAGGUCUCUGCUAUGGCAAGGGUUUUUGAUCCCUGGCCUGGGAACUUCCAAAUGCUGCAGAUGCAGCCAAAAAAAAAAAAAAAAAAAAAAAAAAAGUAAAACUGGAGGGCAAGGGGAAAAUGACUAUUUUGGGUAAAUUCGUUUUGUCUUGUUCUUAUUAAUAGAAAUGUAAUGAGCCUUUGCAGUUUUAAAUAUCUGCAUUACCUUAAGUUGUUAAAAAGUUGAACUUAAGAAGUAAAAUGAUAGAAACUAUUUAAAUGAAGUGUUUAGGAACUUUAACUGUUUUAAGUCAACGUUUAGCUUCUCUAAAUUAGUUUUCUAAGUUGUCAGAAUUUGUUCUCAGUAUAAUGCAACUAUUCAAGGGUAAUAGAUCAAGUUUAAACUGUAAAGUAAUUCACUGUACAAGUUGUAUUGGUACCCCAUUGUUUUCAUUACCUGCAGGAGAGGAUUGUAAUAUACAAUUGGUAAUCUCAGGGUUUUUUCCCCCACAUAUGCACAAAAUCUAGACUGCACUUAUUUUUCUUACAGUUGAACAAUUUCUCUUUAGCAAAAUAAAUUUAGUUUGGCAUUUGA
Molecule: messenger RNA, 3828 nt
Organism: Sus scrofa (pig)
Lineage: Eukaryota; Metazoa; Chordata; Mammalia; Artiodactyla; Suidae
Gene: SUV39H2
Product: SUV39H2 histone lysine methyltransferase
Cellular component (GO): nucleus
Molecular function (GO): protein binding; zinc ion binding; histone H3K9 methyltransferase activity
Source: RefSeq, a predicted model, not a curated record